Molecule: messenger RNA, 11866 nt
Organism: Austrofundulus limnaeus
Lineage: Eukaryota; Metazoa; Chordata; Actinopteri; Cyprinodontiformes; Rivulidae
Gene: apobb.1
Product: apolipoprotein Bb, tandem duplicate 1
Exons: 30
Coding region: 227-11641 (3804 amino acids)
Biological process (GO): lipoprotein transport; triglyceride mobilization; cholesterol transport
Cellular component (GO): mature chylomicron; very-low-density lipoprotein particle; low-density lipoprotein particle
Molecular function (GO): cholesterol transfer activity; low-density lipoprotein particle receptor binding
Source: RefSeq, a predicted model, not a curated record
UUUUCUCUGAGUUCACUUUGGGCUGCAGAAGCAGAACAAGCAUCUAACUCUGAUGGUAAAACACUGAGGCUGCAGUGAACUUUGAGCGUUCAAAGCGCCUCCUGCGCCUCCCAGUGUCCUCCGACAGAGUUCGGCUGAUAGUAUAAAACCCUCCAGCUGAGGCCGAGACUUCAGUCUCGUCUGAGCACUCGCCAAACCCGGGGGAGAGAGCUUCAACGAGCCCGCCAUGGGGGACUCAAAGCUCUGCCUUCUGCUGCUCCUCAUUACACCAGCCUUGGCUUUUGCUCAAGAUGAAGAUCAACCAACCUGUCUGCUGGCCCAAAGAUACAAGACCCUGCACAAGUAUGAAUACCAGUAUGAAGCUGAGUCUUUAAAUGCCAUCGAUGGAGCCUCACAGCUCAAGAACGGACCCAAGGCUUCCUGCAAGGUUGAAGUCGAAGUGCCACAGACGUGCAGUUUCAUCAUUCGCACCACCGGCUGUAAGCUGAGUGAGGUGGUGGGCACGGACGCAGAGGGCAACCCUGAGUUCGGUCCUGCUUCCAGCUCCGACGCUUUCGCAGCUGAGAUGGAAAAGCAUCCUCUGAAGGUUGUAGUUGAGGGCGAGUAUGACGUGAAACUGUACCCCGAGGAUGGCGAGACGACAACGAUCCUGAACUUCAAGAGGGGAAUUGUUUCUGCCCUGGCUGUGCCUCUGUUGGAGGAAGACAAGAACAAGAACAUGCCUACUAUCCAUGGCAAGUGCAGGACGUACUACACUGUUAAUACCAGAGAGGAUAUCGCCACCGACGUCAGCCUGAACAGAGAUCUGUCCAGAUGUGACAAGUUUGUGCCGAUAAGAGACUACAGCAGUCCUCUGGCUCUCAUCACUGGCAUGCACUACCCCCUGGCUCAGAUGAUCAGAAGCUCCCAAACCUGCAACUACAAGUUUGACAAUGAAAAAAAGCACAUGACUGCUGGUUCCUGCACCGAGAACCACAUCCUCAUUCCCUUCUUGCACAAAGGAAAAUACGGAGUAACAAAUAUUGGAAAGCAGGAGCUGACUCUGGUUUUGGUUUCUUCUCACAAUGACAGAGUGUUUGACCACGGUGGCAUUGCCAAGAAUCUUCACAUGGAGGCUGUUGAGGACAAGAGUGCCGUCCAGGAUAAAGACUCAUUUCUGAACCUCAUGAGAGAACUGUUCGCCCUCCCCGAGGCCGAAGGCGAGAGGAGACCCCACCUUUUCCACUCGCUCGUCUCCGUGGCGCGUGGGAUGAGGGCCGAAACCCUUAGGGCCGCCAUUCCAGAGGCCACUGGCAUAUGCCGUGCCCUGACCUACCAGAUUCUGACCCAGUGUGGAACCCCAGAGUGCAGCAGUGCCAUCAUGCAUAUCCUCCGAACCUUUGACAAAUAUUCGCCGGAAGUUGAUGCUGCCGUUUUUGCACUGGGAUUCAUGUCCAACCCCUCCGCUCUCCUGAUCAACGACUUGCUCGAGAUGGCCAAACACAAGCCCAACAGGCCCAUCAUGUAUGCUCUUAGCAACGUUAUCAAACGGUUUUACCAAGCAGAGGGAAAAGUAAUUCCUGAGAUUCUCUCUGUUGCGGAGUUCAUGGCUUCUCAAUUGGGCGACUGCACUGGCGAAAAGGACCAGACUUUCAUGACACUCAGGGUGGUCGGAAACAUGGCUCCAGCUGUGGUUCCUGCCAGUCCUGCGCUCCGUACUGCCGUGAUCAAUUGUGUGAAGCAACCAGCAGCCUCCCAGGAAGUGCAACAAGCUGCUAUUCAAGUGUACCGGCUGAUUCCAGUCCCUGAUGAAGCAAGAAAGGUGUUCAUGCAGGUGCUUUUGGACAGUAGCAACUCCGUGCAAGAGCGAAUCGCCGCAUACCUGGUACUUAUGAAGGAUCCACAUCCAAGAGAGCUCACCCAGCUGAAUAAAGUUUUGUCCAGUGAGGAGAACAACCAAGUCAAGAGCUUUGUAGUCUCCCACAUCAACAACAUUCUGUCCUCAACCGAAACUGAGACCCAAGAAUUGAAACAGAAGAUUCAGGAUGCCCUGCAAAGCAAUGAAAUUGACUCCGCCACAGACCCCAUUAACUUCUCUCGCCACUACAAGAUCGGGUCUCUAGAGGGCAACAUGAUCUUUGAGGAAGUUGGAUACCUGCCCAAGGAAGUCAUGCUUGAAUUGACUCUGAAGGCGUUUGGCUUUGAGAUUGACAUGUUGGAGAUUGGCAUAGAUGGCAAAGGGUUUGAACCAACAGUUGAAGCCUUGUUUGGACAGAAUGGGUUCUUCCCUGACACAGCCUUGAAAACGAUGUACUAUGUCUCAGAGAACAUGCCACGUGCGGUCACUGAUGUCCUGGAGAACAUCGUGCCUGCACUGAAGAAGAACAGGAUGAAGAGACAGACCUCCCAGAACCUUUUGAAAGAGAUUGGACAGAAUCUGGACAAAUUGGUGAAACAAGUGCAGAGUGAAAAGCAUCCAGAGGCAAUGGUUUAUCUCAAUCUCUUGGGGAAUGAGCUGGGGUAUCUGGAGACCCAAGAUAUUGAGGAGAUGAUCUACUGGCUUAGUGUGAGGCUUGAAAAUUUGUACAUGAGGUUCCCGGGAAAUAUAAUAAAGUCACUUAUGACUAACCCUGAUAUGGCAAUUUUUGCUCACUACAUCUUCAUGGACAACGAAUUCUUCUUGCCAACUGUCACUGGUGUGCCACUGAGGAUUGCUCUGUCUGGUACUUUCACACCUGGUUUUAAAGGUGGACUUCAGAUUGCCCGUGACAUGAGCUUCAGCUUUAUGCCAUCUGGUGGCGUUGAGUUUGUCACUCAGAUUGGUUCCCACAUUCCUGAAUAUGUUAACUCUGGAUUGGAGAUGCACACCAAUAUUUUCCAUGAGAGUGGAAUCAGAGCCAAAAUCUCCAUGGAAAAGAACCAAGCCAAGCUAACCAUUCCGGCUCCAACCAAACCUACAAAACUCCUUAAAAUGACAAACUCCUUGGUGGCCGUGACUGGGAUAGAAGUUAAGACUAUUCCUCCGCUGGUGAUGGAUAAAGUUGAUGUUAGUAAGUGUACGCCUGCCUUUGCUGGAAUGAAAUACUGCACAGCUCUGCAGUACGUCGACGCUUUCUCUCAUGACACAGCCCCUUAUUUCCCCAUCACUGGCGACAGCAAAUUUGCUGUGGAGCUCCACCCAACUGGUGACAUCACUGAGUACACAGUAACUGCUGCUUAUGAGCUUCUUGAGGAGGGAGACAACGGGCAGAAGGUUGAUUCUCUGAAGUUUAUCCUGAGAGCUGAAGGUGCAGACCCAACUGAGGCUAGAUUGGUCACAGAGUACAACAGAGGAAAGAACACCUUCUCAGCAGAUGUCCAGAUCCCUGACUACGACGUGGAGGCUGGGAUCAGGCUUGGUCUCAAUGAUGCAAACACCAGGGGCAAAGGAGCUCACUCUAUCUCACUUGAGUUCAUAAAUAAGAACAUCCCAGAGCUCUCCCUGGUUGGGCGUGCUAAUCUGAAGGCCAUGAAGGAAGGCAUGCUCCAAAUCCAAGUUCAGGUGCCUUCAAUGGCAGCCGAGUCCACGGUCACAGCUAACAUGAAGCGUGAAGAGGACCUGCAACUGGAACUUGAAAGUGAAAUCAAGAUCAUGGGCAUGACCACUGAGCAGAAAGUUGAAAUGAAAUAUGAUGGCAGCAAGAUUGAGGUUGAGGUAAAGUCUGAUAUGAACACCAAGACAAACUCGCUGCCAACUGGUGACUUCAUUGAGAAGUACGCCGAUGAGAUUCUCGACAUACAAGUGGGGCAGACUGACAUGAGGGUUCGUCACAUCUUCAAGAACUUUGUCGAGGCUGCAAACAAUUACAUGGACAAAUAUGGUGCUGAAGUGCUCCCUUACAUGAAGAACUUCAGACUGCCUGAUAUACCAGAGAUUUCCCUGCCAGAGACACUCUUCCUGAAUACCAAGGCAAAAGCUGUCUACCACUUCAACAAUGAGCAUUUCACAGUUAUAGUCCCACUGCCUCUUGGAGGAAAGUCAACAUCAGAGCUUAACUUCCCACCAGUUCUGAACAUAACAAGUUUGUCUUUUCCCCGGCUUGGGCUGGAAAUUGAAUCCAGAGAAAUCCCAAUCCCAGACCUUGUUAUUCCAAAGAAUGUCACGCUGUCUAUUCCUCUGUUUGGCAAAGCUGAGUUUUCAACAAUGAUGACCAGCAAUCUCUAUGACAUAGAGGCCUCGCUGGAUGCUGGAAAAGAUGUUGUCGAACCACCAAGCUAUUCAGCAAAGUUUGAUCUGAAAGGAAAUUCCCCAAUUGACAUACUCUCAGUAGCACUUGAAGGUUCUGGGAUGGUGAGCAUGAGUGAGUCCAUCAAGGCCCAUUUGAGAAGCUCUUUAACCCAUAAGUUUGUGGAAGCCAGAAUUAGCAUAGAAGAAGAGGGAACCAUCAGUGACAAAUUGAACUUGAAAUCAGUGAGCAAAAUAGAAGCCACAAGUCCAAUUGGUUUGAAUAUAACCAUGGAGCACACUGGUAUGGUUGGAAUCAACACUGAAGAAUUGUCUGGUGACAAUAACAUCGAGGGAUUGAUCAAGGUUGGACCAAUCUAUGGCAAAACCAUUUCAGCCCAGUCAUUUACCAUAUUCCCAUUUAAGUCAGUGGCAAAACUUGAUUCUCGUGUUGAAUUUGACUCCACAAUUCUUAAAGCCCAGAACACAAUUGCAGCAACCGUUGGUAAUGGUGAAUUCUCUUUUGCAUCCAACACCAAUGCCUUUGAAGAUGUCUUCACUCACUCCGCUGAACUUUCCUUUAAGGACAGCAAGUUCAGAAUGAAAUGUGAUGCAAAUGCCCUUGCUCCUGGUAUGAAGAUCAGCAACAAAGCUGAGGCCUCUGCUGGUGCUGGUGAAGUCAUGUUCAGAAUGGAGACCAAUGGCGACCACUUUAGUAACCGUCUUUACUCCUUAAUGGUUGCCUCUCUUGAUGUGAAUGGUCUGUCUUUAAACUGCAACGCCAACAUGAAGCUGCUUGAGAAUGAGGCCAGGCACAAGACUGUCCUGACACUGAACAAGGAGGGUCUGAGCACAAGUGGGACAACGACCCUCAAUGGCUUUUUGGUUUUAGAAAACACCUUUGAUGCUGGCAUGGAUGCUACAAGGGCCAUUUUGUCUCUUUCAAACAAGGCUGAAAUGAACAAUCUCAAGAUUGACAAUGCAAACAAUUUUACAAUGACUCUAUCUGGCCUUGACUUCCAGUCAAAGGUUAAAGCUAGUGCAACUGAGCACAUCUCCUACACUCAAAAUAUCAUCUUCAACCUAAAGCCCUACACUGCUUCUGCAAAUGUUGACAACCACCUGGAACUUCUAGGCAUCAGCUUCAUCAAUGAAGCACAAUUUCAGGCAGAGCCUUACAAGAUGGACCUAACUGGAAACAUGAAGGCCACAUAUGAUGACAAGGAGGAAAUCAAGCACACCUACCAGAUUAACUAUGCUGAUUUGAGCUCUGUUGCAAAGUGCAGCACUACUGGAAAACUCUUCGGCACUCUUAUGAAUCACAACACUGAACUUGAAAUUGUUGGUUUGGCUGCAAAGUUCACCAAUGAGGUCCGCUUCAACUCUCAGCCAAUUCGCUUCGACCACAACAUUCGCUGGAGUGCUGUUCCUUUUGAUUUCAACCUUGAUGCCAUCUUCAAUGGCGAUGGAGACGUGACUGUGUUUGGAAAGCACAGUGGUCAGUUUUAUGACAAAUUCCAACUGAGAGCACAACCCUUGGCUUUUGCCAGCUUACACGAAUGCAGAGCAUCGAUGACUCAGCAGCUGGACAACGGGUUUUCCCUUGAGACCAUUUAUGACUACAAGAUGGAUACUGUUCUGUCACCCCAAGAGCAGAAGACCGAUCUUAGAAUUAAAUCUAAAAUGAAUGAGCAUGCUUUGAUUCAGAGCAUAGAAGUUUACAAUACUGCAGAGAAAAUUGGAAUGGAGCUUUCUGGCACCAUCCUCACAAAUAUCAUGAACACAGGCUCCACUGAGAACCAGGAGUUCACCAUUUCUGGCUUUCUCAAAUAUGACAAAAACACAGACAGCCAUAUAAUUCACUUCCCUUUGAUUGAAAGUCUUCCUGUUUUCUUGGAGAGCAUCAAGGGAUUAGUUGUGUAUAUGGCAGAAGCUCUGCAAGACAUCAUCAACAACGAGGAUGUGAGGGCUAGACUUGAGUCCCUUUCCCAGCAUAUAGGUGGCUUAGCUGGUGAAAUAAAUCUGGAAGACAGUGUAGAUCAAUUGAAGCAAUUUAUCAGUGAUUUUUUCCAAAACUUUGAGGUCACAGCUGAGGAUGUGGAAGAAUUUUUGAAACGCCUAAAGAUGUCAUUAACGAAUGUAUUGAAAGACCUAAAUUUUUACCUUGAAAAUGUAGCUGGUGUGAUCACUGAUGCUAUUUAUGGAAAUACAUUUUAUAAAAGUCUCAGCCAAAAGAUAGAUGAAGUUGCGAAAGCCAUUGAUGACUUCAAACCAGUGGUUAUUGAUUGGAUUGAUACUAUAGAUGAGAAGAUCAAUCAGACUGACCUGGAAAAACUAAAAAGCAGCAAUUUUCAAUUACUAUAUGAGAUUGAAGUUCAGUAUCAGAUCAAAGCUAAAGUACAGAAUAUUAUAAAUUACGCCAGAGAAAAACUUGACAGUUUUGAUAUGGCUGAAUUUGUGAAACAGACAAGAGAAUUAAUUUCCUUUUUAAAACAAUUGCCUGUGUGGAUUGCUGAGAUACUUGUUUAUGAUAUUCCAAAAAAUUUAAUCCAUGAAAUAAUAGAAAAAGCUCAAAAGCUGACACACGAGCUGGACAUUGCUGGAAAAAUCAAUUAUGUAUAUGGCAACAUGAAAGUAUUGCUCGUAAAACUUGAGGCUGACAAAAAAGCUCAAGCUGUUUUGGAAAAAGCCGUGGACCUUAUCAAACAACUCAAAGUGGAGGAUAUCAUCCAUAACAUGGUUCAAAGUGUGAAGGAGGCAGAGAUUCUCAAAAACUUCCAACAAGCUAUUGAUUAUUUAAAAACAACUGAAAUCAAAGACAUCAUUGAACAACUGAACAUAUACAUUGAAACUUUGGUGCAAGAACUGAAGUCUCUAAAUUACAAUGACUUAGUGGAUCACUGCAAUCGAAUUAUUGCUGAGUACACAAACUUUGUGAACGAAAUCAUCAGGGCUUUUGAAAUCCCCAAGAAAUUUGAGGUAGCACGAGAAUUUGUCAAUGAAGUCCUGUCUUUGGUUCAAGGUUUAGUGGAACGUUUGAGAGAUGUAAAAACUGCAGAAAUUGUUAAUUCUGCAAAGGAUAUUUAUGAACAAGUUGUGUGUGAUUCCCUUAAGAGGAUUGCUGAAGUCAUGAAAAAAGAAAUAGAACAAGUCGACUUCAGAACAAUACCUGAGCUUUGUAUGGAGUUGGUGAGGUUCUGGUACACAGUGUCUGUAGGAGUAAUAGGAGAUUUAUUUCAGGGCAUUUUUAGGGAAGUUAUGUAUAUGUUGCCUGAUGUAAAGAUCUUUGAUGAGAUUGAAAAGAUCAUUGAUGCAGUUCUUGAUGAACUGAAUCAUAAACAAGUCAGUACACCAUCCUUCACAGUUCCUUUUACAAAUCUUGUUGUACCAUCGGUGAACGUCAAAUUACGUUGGUAUUCUGACAGAAUUCCAGAAAAUAUUGAUAUUCCAGAGUUCAUCAUCCUAGGCAGGUACACUGUACCAGCGACCACCAUUUCCUUUAAGGAUAUCAAUCAGAUAAUCAUCAAGUUUAUUGAUUUAAUUUUGAACUGUGAAAUCCAAGCAUUCGAUGCAGGUGCCUUCUUCGGAGAUCUGACUUUGAACUACCUCCCUAGCCUGCCUGAUCUAACUUUGCCAGAAUUCACUUUUUCCGAGGUUACAUUCCCAACUAUUCCACAACUACAUGUAGAUAAGCUUGUUAAGACCCUUGAGAUUCCUGAAAUUAAGCUGCCAGCCAUUCCAAAAGAGAUCACGGUUCCGUGCUUCGGUAAACUUUACGGCGAGAUUAAACUCCACACUCCCAUUUACACUGUCAAGACAUCUGCUGAGUUCCAGAACGCCACUCAGAACAGAAUGAUACCCCUGUUCACCGGAUCCUUCAAUUCGCAGGGCAUGGCUCCCAAUUUGGAAAUUUUCAAUUACAAGCUUGACACCAGUACUAGUAUUGCAGUCCCAAAACUGAAACGUAUUGUCUUUGCAGAGACUAUAAAGUUUGAUCAUGUUGCUCUUGGAGCUGAUCAUCAGGCAUCCGUGACUCUGUACGGUCUAUCAGCUCAAGCCCAAGCAAAAACCACCAUUAAAGUUAAUACUAAAUUUUACGCUGCCAAUUUGAUGAACACAGCCUUUAUUGCAAUAGAGGGAGGAAUGACUGCUACCAUUGAUACAACUUACACUCAUACAAUGCUCAAGCCAAUCAUUGAUGCCCCAGAUGAGGUUACUGUAACCCAAAAGCUAAUAGCUCAGCUAGAUGGCUUCACUUUCAAAUUAACAGCUGACAAUAAGGCAAAUGGAAAGUGUAAUGAUGUUGACCGUAUUGAGUGUUAUGGUACCAACCAUGAAAGCAAUUUGCAGCUGACACUAAUCCCCAGGACUGGCAGUCUGUCAUUUACUGGUGACACCAACCUUGCAAACCUAAAGAUGAAACAGCACAUUACGGCCGAAGCUGCCACUUUUAGCUACUUGAAGUUCAAUUUGCGCAAUCAGGCAGAAGGACCAGCAAUCAAGAACAGUCUCCUUGUGGCAUCUGGACUUGCCAGUAUUAAUGAUUUGAAGAUUGAGAUGAAAGCAAACCACGAGACAGAACUGCACAAUACAGAAAGUGGAGUCAGCUCCAACGUUUUCAACUUUAAAAUCUGUCCUGACGAAUUUAUCUUCGAGUUCCAAAACAAAGCUAACGCCAAGAUCAAUAUUUUCAAAGACUUGAAUGCCAAAAUAGAACUGCAGAAUGAUUACCUGGUUAACUUAAGUCCUGACGGCCAAAAGAUAAACAGAGUCUUUCUAGCUCGCCUCAAUGAGUACAAGAUGUUUUACAAUUUCACUCUCAAUAACAACAGAAAUGAAGCUGGCGUCUUUUUUCAAAUGGAGGGUCAAGCCGAUUUGUUUUUCAUAAAAAUUCCAAUCAACAUUCCUGAGGUUGAACUACCUCUUAUUGACUUCCGUACUCCAGCUUUUACUGAUCUGAACUUUUAUGAGCAGACUGGACUGCAGAACAUUUUGACUACAACUGAGCAAACUCUUUCUGUGGAUGCCAAGAUUCUUUACCAAAAAAGCAAGGCUGCCCCACAAGUUGAUUUAAUGGGUCUGAUUUACAUUCCCUAUAUGGGUAAAUUGAACACAGACCUAUCUUUUAAGUCUGCCAUGUUUAACCUGAAUACCAAUGCUGUGCUGUAUGCUGAAGAUGGCCUCAUCAUGCGCCUGGGAGCUAACACUGCCUCCGUGUUUGAUUAUCUUGUAGCCAAAGUUGAAGGCACAACCAGUCUGAUCACCAAAAGAGGAAUUAAGUUGGCCAGCUCCAUCUCCCUGAAAAACCAACACAUUGAGGGGACUUACGACAGCACCAUCAGUAUGAGCACAGAGACAUUUGAAACUGCUGUUUCCAUAGCUUCAUUGGGGAAGAUUGCACUGCCAAUAUUCAACCUGAAAGCAAGCCAAAAUCUGAUCGCAAACAACAAGCCCAAAGCCAAUGCUCUAUCUACCUUGAAAAUUGAAGGUGAUUUUAACAUUCCUGAGAUAAAUACUGUUGGAACGGUCGAAGCAGACCACAGUCUGAAGCUGGAAGUGAACUCUGAACAUGUUUCAGUGGAGUCUUCUGUUAUGUCCAACGUGAACGGCAAAGCGUUUGAAAACUAUCUAGUUCUAGGAGUCCUGGAUAAUAAAGUUAAUCUGUACCUAACUGAAAAUGGCUUCCGUUCAACUUCCGAAGUUACUGCCGAUGCCAAGCUCAACUAUGAAUCAACCAAAGUUAUCGGUAUGGACGUGAACAACAAAAUGGCCGCUGAAGCCUCCAUAGGUCACCUUUUCGCAGAGCUGAGGCACUCAUGCAACAACGAAGCAAACUUGUUCAAUUUCAAAACCAAAGGAAAGCACAACAUCAAGGCUACUGUUGACCUUGCACCAACCUCUUCAUUGACGGCUGAUAUGGAAAUGGAUAUGGCUCAACAAAGCAACUUUGGGGACCUAGCUUACUCUGAGAAAACUGCUGUUGAAGUGAACGCUUCUAAGCAGAAGAUCUCUUUUAUUAGCAAGUUUACUAGCCCGGUGUACACCACAAACACAGAAGCUGAAAUGGAGAAAAGUGUUCUUGUUGUCAAGACCAAAUACAAGUCCUCUGCCACUUCUCCAAUUGUAAUACUGGAAUAUGACUUGAAUGCUCACACAAACUAUGAGAAUGACCUCGGGAACAUGGUCAGCAAGAUUGAAUUGACUCAUUCUGAUUUCACCGUGGAUCUUAAUCAUGUCCUUGUUAGAGCUUCAAGGCAAAAGCGUCAAACUGAUGAAAGUGUCCCCCAUGAGACCUUGAAUGUUGACAUAACCAGUCCAAUUUUCACCAAUGUGAACCUUCGCUACAGCGCUCACAGAGACACUAUUAGCGCCUCAUUGUCUACACCAACAGCCGGGUUCCUUGGCCUUCAGCUUAAUUACAGAGACCCAUUUCAGAUGGGUGCAAGAUUCUAUGGACGAUAUCCUAGUGCUCUGGAGACUGAUGUUGACAUCUUGCAAGUCAGAACUUCUAAGAAUGCAGAUAAGACGGACUUGCAGAUUGUUUUUAAUAUGGAGGCUCCCAAGGCGGUGGCUUCUGAGCUCAAGACAAGACUACCCUCUAUCAUCUCUUCAUUUAGAAAAUUUGCUGACAAAUACCAAGUCACGGGGAGUGUUGUGCUACUGAAGGACUCCAUCAAUGAAUAUAUCAGUGAAGCCUACAAUGUUGCUGUCAACUAUGAUGCUCAAAUGAGUCAGAUUUCGAUUUUUUUCAGGAACACUGUUGUGCUGUACCAAAGAACGAUCCAGACCUUCCUUGAUGCUGUCAUGAAAGUCUUGAGAGAGACCCGCUUCAGAUUGCCCGGGUCUGAUGAGAUGAUUACUCUCCCUGAGCUCAUAAAGAGGCUGACCAACAGCAUCGCUGAUAUGCUGGAUGUAACCAUUCAGAUCAUCUAUCGGAAUCUGGAGGUGUACUUCAACUAUCUUGUAGAGCAGAUAGGCAAUGUUGAAAUCGCAAUGUACGAUGGUGAGAUGAUUACCGGUAAACAAAUAAUGAAAGAGGUCAAAACUGAGGUUAAAGAGGUGUUUGAGGAAGUGGUGGAAUUUUGGAAAGAUAUGGAAAGUCUUGACGCGCUGCUGGAAGAGACAGGCGAUACUCUGGAGGUAAUUGUUGAGAAUACUCAGGAGUUUGUUGAUUCUCUCAAGUCUGACCAUUUAGAGGCAGUUCUCACCGACAUUAACGAGCUCUACCGCCAGGCCGUCACAGCUGUCAGGAAACUGCUCGACCAGAUGCCUCAUUUCAGCAUGGAGGAGCUCAGCAGUGUGUGUGAGUCCAUCAUGAACAACAUCAUUCAACUCAUAGACCAGUUCAAUGAGGAUGUUUCUGGUUAUCUGCAACAAACUUCAGAGGAAGUCCAAGCCCGCAUGACAGUGAGAGACGGAAAGCUUGAGAUUACCAUUCCACUUGAUUUCCAGCAUUAAGCAGGCCUCAUGGACUGAGAAAUAAGUCCACAUGACAUGUUACCGUUUGUUCAGGACAGAUAAAAGAUGUGGACAAUUUAACUAUUUAUCGCAAUGUGUUUGAUGGAAACUCAUGUUUCUGGUUUAAUUGCGAAUCUUCUGCACCAACACUGAAUUUGUAAUAUUUUACUGGGACUCAUAUUCCAGUCAAGAGUGACAAGUUUGAAUAAAUGUCAUUAAGACAAU